AUUAUAGUCCAAACAAAUAAAUAAAAACUCCCUCUCUUUUUUUCUUUAAUCUUUUUCUGCUAUUAUUGUGUUGUGUUUCAUUCAACAAAGCAGAAAAAAGCUGCUUCAUUCAUUCAUUCAUUCAUCUUCUUCUCCCUUUCUCUCUGUCAGACUCACGUUCUUCACCAUUGUCAAUUUCUUCUUCUUCUUCUUCUUCUUCUCCUGUGUUCUCAGUUGUGAAGACUCACUCAUUUUCCAAUUUCGCGAGAUCUUCGCUUAAUCAUUCAUCAUCAUCUUCUGCUUCUCUUUCUCAGAACUCUUUUAAGGGGAGAUGUCUCGGACAUCCAAUGUCCCACCUGCCUUCCACUCCAUUAAAUCUUUGCCUUCCGAGUUCAAGCUUAGUAAUAAUCCAAACACUGGUGUUGGGGGAAAACAUGGAAACCAUAGAUUGAGGAGCACUGAUCUGAUUGCAUCGAAUGGUUCCGAAAAUGGUGCAUCGGUAGGGGAGGUUUCUAAGGGAGUUCACAACCGUGCUGGUGACAUGAAUCUUUUUGACGAUGAAUCGCCAUACGGGGGGAGUGACAGAUCAUUCGAAGACAGGCUAGUGAAUGCUGAUGAAGAGUUGGUAUCUGUUUCAAAGCCACUCCCAUCAAGUUCAACGUCCUCUAGGGAUAGCAGAUGGAGUGAUACAACUCCUUAUGCUUCAAAGAAGAAGCUUCAGUCUUGGCUUCAACUCUCUAAUGGGGAUUGGGCGCUGGUGAAGAUAAUAACCACUUCGGGAACAGAAUCUGUCAUUUCACUGCCUGAUGGGAAAGUUUUAAAGGUCAAAGAUGAAAACUUGGUACCAGCAAAUCCUGAUAUUCUUGAUGGAGUUGAUGACCUCAUGCAACUUAGUUAUUUAAAUGAACCAUCAGUUUUAUACAACCUGCAAUGUAGAUACAAUCAAAAUAUGAUCUAUACGAAAGCAGGGCCUGUUUUGGUUGCCAUAAAUCCCUUUAAGAAAAUUCCUCUGUAUGGUAAUGACUAUAUUGAAGCCUACAAGCGUAAAGCAGUUGAAAGCCCUCAUGUAUAUGCAAUUACAGACACUGCCAUCAGAGAAAUGAUACGGGAUGAAGUUAAUCAAUCAAUAAUUAUAAGUGGAGAGAGUGGAGCAGGGAAGACUGAGACAGCAAAAAUAGCAAUGCAGUACUUGGCUGCCCUUGGUGGUGGAAGUGGAAUAGAGUAUGAGAUAUUAAAGACUAAUCCAAUACUAGAAGCCUUUGGUAAUGGAAAAACACUGAGAAAUGACAACUCAAGUCGUUUUGGAAAGCUCAUUGAGAUUCACUUCAGCGAAACUGGAAAAAUAUCUGGUGCUAAUAUUCAAACAUUUUUGUUGGAAAAGUCUAGAGUUGUCCAAUGCAAUGAAGGGGAAAGAUCAUAUCAUAUAUUUUAUCAGCUAUGCGCUGGAGCACCACCAUCACUAAGGGAGAAGCUAAAUCUGCAAAGUGCCCAAGACUAUAAAUAUUUGAGGCAAAGCAGUUGUUAUUCAAUUACCGGGGUUGAUGAUGCAGAAGAAUUUCACGCAGUCAUGGAAGCUCUGGAUGUUGUCCAUAUUAGCAAAGGAGACCAGGAUAACGUAUUUGCAAUGCUUGCUGCAGUAUUAUGGUUAGGAAACAUAUCAUUUACUGUGAUCGAUAAUGAAAAUCAUGUUCAAGCUGUUGAGGAUGAGGGGCUGUUCAGCGCUGCCAAGUUGAUUGGCUGUGACAUUGAAGAUCUUAAGUUGACUUUAACAACUCGUAAAAUGAAAGUUGGUAAUGACAUUAUUGUCCAGAAGUUGACGCUUUCUCAGGCUAUGGAUGCAAGAGAUGCUUUGGCGAAAUCAAUAUAUGCAUGUCUGUUUGAUUGGCUGGUUGAGCAAAUAAACAAGUCACUUGCAGUUGGCAAAAGACGCACUGGCAGAUCUAUCAGUAUUCUAGAUAUUUAUGGUUUUGAGUCAUUCAAUAGGAACAGUUUUGAGCAGUUCUGCAUAAAUUAUGCAAAUGAGAGAUUACAGCAACAUUUUAAUCGUCAUUUAUUCAAGUUAGAACAGGAGGAAUAUAUCCAAGAUGGCAUUGAUUGGGCUAAAGUUGAAUUUGAAGACAACCAAGACUGCCUUAAUCUUUUUGAAAAGAAACCGCUUGGGCUACUAUCUCUGUUAGAUGAAGAGUCAACUUUCCCAAAUGGCACGGAUUUAACAUUUGCUGACAAGCUUAAGCAGCAUUUGAACUCUAAUUCAUGCUUCAAAGGAGAACGAGAAAAAGCCUUUACUGUGUCUCAUUAUGCAGGGGAGGUCACUUAUGAUACAACCGGAUUCCUGGAGAAGAACAGGGACCUACUGCACUUAGAUUCCAUCCAACUGCUAUCCUCAAGCAAGAGUCAUCUUCCUCAGGUGUUUGCAUCUCACAUGCUUACUCAAUCUGAGAAGCCUGUAGUUGGUCCCUUACACAAGUCAGGUGGGGCAGAUUCCCAAAAGCUUAGUGUUGCUAUGAAAUUCAAGGGACAAUUGUUUCAACUUAUGCAACGUUUAGAGAGUACCACUCCACAUUUUAUUAGGUGCAUUAAGCCCAAUAACCUCCAAUCACCUGGAUCAUAUGAACAAGGCCUUGUACUGCAGCAGUUGAGAUGUUGCGGGGUCCUCGAAGUGGUUCGAAUAUCAAGAUCAGGCUUUCCAACUAGAAUGUCUCAUCAAAAGUUUGCCAGAAGAUAUGGGUUUCUUCUCCUUGAAAAUGUCGCAUCGCAGGAUCCACUUAGUGUUUCCGUUGCUAUUCUUCAUCAGUUUAACAUUUUGCCUGAGAUGUUUCAAGUUGGCUUCACAAAAUUAUUCUUCCGAACAGGACAGAUUGGUGUGCUUGAAGAUACUAGAAAUCGUACCCUCCAUGGCAUUUUACGUGUGCAAAGUUGCUUCAGGGGUUACAAAGCUCGAUGUUACCGCAAGGAGCUUUGGAGAGGAAUCACUACUCUUCAGUCAUUUAUUAGGGCAGAGAAAAGUAGAAAGAGAUAUGCAGCUUUACUUCAGAGACAUAGAGCUGCUAUUAUUAUACAGAAGCAGAUGAAAACAGUAAUUGCAAGAAACGGAAUGAAAACUACUAAUGAUGCUGCAGUUGUUAUACAAUCAUUUAUUCGUGGUUGGUUAGUCAGAAGAUUCUCUGGAGACAUAGGUUUAUUAAAAUCCGGAGGCAUGAAGACUAACGAGUCGGAUGAGGUCCUCGUGAAGUCGUCUUUCUUAGCUGAACUACAACGAAGGGUACUUAAGGCUGAAGCUGGCCUAAGAGAGAAAGAAGAGGAAAAUGACAUCCUUCACCAACGUCUUCAACAGUACGAGAGCAGAUGGUCUGAAUAUGAAUUGAAGAUGAAAUCCAUGGAAGAAGUAUGGCAGAAGCAAAUGAGAUCCCUUCAAUCUAGCCUCUCCAUCGCUAAGAAGAGUCUUGCUAUGGAUGAUUCUGAAAGAAAUUCAGAUGCGUCGGUUAAUGCAAGUGAUGAGAGGGAAUACAGCUGGGAUGUAGGAAGUAAUCACAGGCGCCAAGAAAGCAAUGGAACGAGAUCUAUGAGUGCUGGUUUGAGUGUUAUCAGUAGGUUGGCUGAAGAAUUCGAGCAAAGGAGUCAGGUAUUUGGUGAUGAUGCGAAGUUCUUGGUUGAGGUAAAAUCUGGCCAGAUUGAAGCAAGUUUGGACCCAGACCAAGAGCUUAGAAGGUUAAAACAAAUGUUUGAAGCUUGGAAAAAGGAUUAUAGUGGAAGACUGCGUGAAACAAAGCUUAUUUUGCAUAAACUUGGAAGUGAAGAAAGUUCAAUUGAAAAAGCGAAGAAAAAGUGGUGGGUAAGAAGGAAUAGUACAAGGAUAAAUUGAUUUAUUUUUUUCCUCUUGUGGCUUUGGCUUUGGUCUAUGCACUGUUUUUUAGGGCAUUGCCAACUAUAUAUCCCAAAAUGAGGAAAAUACAAUAGGAAACAAAAGUUAGGAGUAGUAAGAGUCCAAGGACGAAUGAAUGAUUACUGUAAUCAGGUUAGCUGCUGCUAGCCUUCUGCACGAGUUUUGGGGUUAGACACUGGCUAUAAAGCUUCUAAUUCAUGUUAAAAAAAAAUCACCUAGCCUUCUAUGGUC
Lotus japonicus is the source of this 4093-nucleotide messenger RNA. Its product is annotated as myosin-1-like. Gene Ontology annotation, biological process: actin filament organization; vesicle transport along actin filament. The record is from RefSeq and is a predicted model, not a curated record. Bases 311 to 3841 code for a protein of 1176 amino acids. The transcript has 24 exons. Gene Ontology annotation, cellular component: actin cytoskeleton; myosin complex; cytoplasm. NCBI's taxonomy places the organism in Eukaryota, Viridiplantae, Streptophyta, Magnoliopsida, Fabales, Fabaceae. Gene Ontology annotation, molecular function: actin filament binding; ATP binding; microfilament motor activity.